Messenger RNA from Nothoprocta perdicaria, 1521 nucleotides. It is a transcript of the gene P4HA3, whose product is annotated as prolyl 4-hydroxylase subunit alpha 3. The transcript is spliced from 12 exons. Lineage: Eukaryota; Metazoa; Chordata; Aves; Tinamiformes; Tinamidae. Bases 1 to 1521 code for a protein of 506 amino acids. Gene Ontology annotation, cellular component: endoplasmic reticulum. The record is from RefSeq and is a predicted model, not a curated record. Gene Ontology annotation, biological process: peptidyl-proline hydroxylation to 4-hydroxy-L-proline. Gene Ontology annotation, molecular function: procollagen-proline 4-dioxygenase activity; L-ascorbic acid binding; iron ion binding.
AUGGGUGCCUCUACACCCAUCCACCAGCUGAUGAGGCUGUGCCCACAUGGUCCUUUUCGACACCACGUGCAGAAAGCCUGGGAGAAACCUCCUGCUGAGGAGCUCGUCCUCCUCUCGGGCCUCUCAUUCCGAAUCCAUCCGAUUCUGCCUCCCCUGAGGACCUCUGCGGUGCCGGGGCUGCUGUGUCUGGCUCACACCGAGUGGUGGCACUUGAGGACCAUGGAAGGUGCAGGUCUGGAGUCCAUAAAGGCGGCAAAGAGCUCCAGGACACUGCAGGGGGGAUUCGAGGCGCUGCGGGCGGAGCUGCCGGGGCCGCGGGACCUGGAGGGGGCGGCGCGGGCGCUCCUGCGGCUGCAGGACGUCUACGCGCUCAGCGUGAGGGCCUUGGCCAAGGGCGCCUUCGAGGGCGCCCACGGGCCCCUCUACCGGCCCGGGCAGCCCGUGGGGCUCUCCGCCGAUGACUGCUUCCAUGUGGGCAAGGUGGCCUACGACAUGGGCGAUCACCACCGCUCCAUCGCGUGGCUGGAGGAGGCCGUUGACCUCUUCCGCCUCUCCUACGGGAGCUGGAAUGAGGAGGACCRGGCCAGUUUGGAGGACGCCCUAGACCACUUGGCCUUCUCCUACUUCAUGGUGGGCAAUGUCUCGCACGCCUUGAGCCUCUCCCGGGAGCUCCUGCGCUACGACCCCGACAACGCCAGGGUGUCCCGGAACGUGGUGCAGUACGAGAAGCUGCUGGAGGAGCGGGGCCCGGCGGAGCCACGUCGGCCGCGGAGCCGCCCGCACGGCGCCUACGAGGAGCUCUGCCGGGGGACGCGCGGGCCACCGCGGCCGCCGGCGCCCGGCCUGCGCUGCACCUACCACACCAACGGCAGCCCCCUGCUGCUCCUGCAGCCGGCCAAGCGGGAGACGCUCGGGCUGCGGCCCUUCGUCGCCCUGUACCACGACUUCGUCAGCGACGCCGAGGCCGAGGCCAUCAAGGCACUGGCGGGACCCCGGCUACAGCGCUCCGUGGUGGCCUCCGGAGAGCAGCAGCAGGCAGUCGAGUACCGGAUCAGCAAGAGUGCCUGGCUGAAGGACACGGCCGACCCGGCGGUGGCGGCGCUCGAGCGGCGCAUCGCGGCCGUCACCGGCCUGGACGUGCGGGCGCCCUACGCCGAGUACCUGCAGGUCGUCAACUACGGGCUGGGUGGCCACUACGAGCCCCACUUUGACCACGCCACCUCCAGGAAGAGCCCCCUUUACAGGAUGAACUCGGGCAACCGGAUCGCCACCGUCAUGGUCUACCUGAGCUCAGUGGAGGCCGGCGGCUCCACGGCCUUCAUCCGCGCCAACGUCAGCRUUCCCGUGGUGAAGAACGCGGCGCUCUUCUGGUGGAACCUGCGCCGGAGCGGCGAGGGCGACGGGGCCACCCUGCACGGCGCCUGCCCCGUGUUGGCCGGUGACAAGUGGGUGGCCAACAAGUGGAUCCACGAGCACGGGCAGGAGUUUCGGAGGCCGUGCGGGACCCGGCCCGAGGACUGA